Molecule: messenger RNA, 381 nt
Organism: Dichomitus squalens LYAD-421 SS1
Lineage: Eukaryota; Fungi; Basidiomycota; Agaricomycetes; Polyporales; Polyporaceae
Product: DNA-directed RNA polymerase I kDa polypeptide
Exons: 6
Coding region: 1-381 (126 amino acids)
Biological process (GO): DNA-templated transcription; termination of RNA polymerase I transcription
Cellular component (GO): RNA polymerase I complex
Molecular function (GO): zinc ion binding; nucleic acid binding; DNA-directed RNA polymerase activity
Source: RefSeq, a predicted model, not a curated record
AUGAGUCGCAAGGCGGACAAGAUAGGCUCGCUUCUCUUCUGCCCUGAUUGUGGCACGCUCCUGAACCUCCCUCAGGAUGGCGAGUUCGAGGUCACCUGCGAGCAGUGUGGGCACGUUGAACCAGCGAGCUCGUACGAGAACAUCGAGAUCGUGACUAGGUCUCAUCCCGAGGCCUUCCCGUCCGCCCUGAGGCAAAAGCGCAAGACGCAGACGAAGGUGCAUGCUGCAAACGAGGAUUUACUCAAGGUCACGGAGAAGUGCCCGGAGUGUGGGCACAUGGAGGCAUAUUCCAAGGAAGCUCAGCUCCGGAGUGCGGAUGAGGGCUCGACCAUCUUCUAUACUUGCGUGCGGUGCAAAUUUGGAUGGCGAGUCAACAACUAG